AUGUCCGACGAGGGCGCGCCUUCCGCUGAGGCUGCCGCAACUCGCGCCGCGAGCGCCAGAGACGCCGCGAGUGGCGGCGACGCGAGCGUGGAGAUUCUGGGAAGCAACUCGCGGCGCGUGAGCGCGCGCGUCGUGGUUCCCGCGAGUGCUGACGUGGUGUGGGGCGUGCUGACCGACUAUGAGCGGCUCGCGGAUUUUAUUCCGUCCCUGGCGACCAAUCAGAUGCUGCAGCGCCGAAGCAACGGAGCCAGGCUGCUGCAGGUGGGCGAGCAGGACGUGGCGAUGGGCAUCAAGUUCAGAGCCAAGGUGGUGGUGGAUGUGGAAGAAGGGGAGGAGGAGCGCCUGCCUCGUGACCUUCCCAGAAGCUUCAGCAGCACCGACUGCAGCAGCAGCAGCAGCAGCAGCGGAGAGGAGAGUGAUGCUGUGAUUGGUAGGGUGGGCGGCAGCAUUAGGAGGCGAUGCAUCCACUUCAAGAUGGUGGAGGGCGACUUUCAAAAGUUUGUGGGCGUGUGGACUCUUGAUGAGCAGCUGCCCGGCUCCCCCUCUGGCCCCACCACCCUCUCCUACUCGGUUGAGCUGACCCCACACUUCUGGCUGCCUGUGGCCUUGGUGGAGGGGAGAAUAUCCAAGGAGAUUAAAGCCAACCUCGCAGGGGUCAGGCAGGAGGCUUACAGGAGAAUCCAGGUGGCCUUGUCGCAAGUGUGA
Closterium sp. NIES-65 is the source of this 705-nucleotide messenger RNA. NCBI's taxonomy places the organism in Eukaryota, Viridiplantae, Streptophyta, Zygnematophyceae, Desmidiales, Closteriaceae. The record is from the annotation of a GenBank genome assembly.